AAAGCUGCUGAAGACGAAUUAAAAAUUUUCGUUGGUCAAUUACCAAGUCGUGUUAACGAAGAUGAAAUCAGAACCUAUUUUGAAGAAUGUGGUGAAAUCACCAAUGUUAAAGUUUUAAGCGGUAAUCCACAAAGAGUUGCUGCUUUUGUUACUUUUGCUACUGAAGACGGUAAAAAUGCUGCUAUUGCUUUCAACGGUAAAGACUUCAAUGGUAACGGUCCACUUAGAAUUAAUGCUGCCAACAGCAAACCAUCAGAUGGUGAAGGUGAACCAACUACCAUCGUCGCCAGAAAUAUUGCUUUCUCUGUUGAUGAAACUUUAGUUAAAGAAUUCUUCCAAGGUUGUGGUAAAAUCACUCGUGUUUCAUUACCAACUUAUGAAGAUUCAGGUAGAUUAAAAGGUUUUGCUUUCGUUUCAUUCGAUUCAGAAGAAGCUGUCGACAAAGCUAUUGCUUUAGCUGGUACCAUGUUUGAAGGUCGUGAAAUCCAAGUCGAAAAAUCAGUU
This is a messenger RNA of Dictyostelium purpureum, 504 nucleotides long. RefSeq lists its product as uncharacterized. The record is from RefSeq and is a predicted model, not a curated record. Gene Ontology annotation, molecular function: RNA binding. The annotation marks the transcript as partial. Lineage: Eukaryota; Evosea; Eumycetozoa; Dictyosteliales; Dictyosteliaceae. The transcript has a single exon.